AUGUCGCUUCUGCCUGGUCUUUCCCUCUCGGCCCCGUCAGCGGCAACACCACAACCGGAUGCAGCAUCGCAUGCGCCUCCACGAACCGAAGAGCUGCCCGCGCGCUCAGAGCUGCGCUUCGAAGUCGCUUUCGCAAAGUCAUAUCGCAUACGUCUAGUACGAGGAACAGCAGAAGUCUUUGGCAGCGAACUCGCACCUGGCUCCACAUACACCUUCAGCGGCACAAAAGGCGCCGUCUUCACAUGGCACGGUUGCACCUUGGAGCUGCAUGGCGAUGUCGAGAGCGAAUAUGUCGGCUCCGAAACAGAAGCCAUGGUCGAGUGGCUGAACGUCCACGGCAUGCUAGAGACUGCGCGAGACGAUGCUGGAACAGGCAGAGACAGUAACGGCGGUCCGCGCGUGCUGAUCGUAGGCCCUGAUGACAGCGGCAAGACAAGUCUGCUCAAGUGCUUGACGGCAUGGGGCUUGAAGAUGGGACGAACGCCGACUGUUGUCAACAUGGACCCACGCGAAGGCCUGCUCAGCAUGCCCGGCAGUCUGAGUGCAGUCACAAUGGGUAGCAUGCUCGAUGUCGAAGAUGGCUGGGGAAGUAGUCCUGUUUCUGGUCCUACUGUAGUGCCCGUGAAGACGCCGCUGGUUUACCAUUUCCCCUUUGCAUCCCCCGAAGACAGCAUCCGCAUGUUCAAACCACUUGUCACACGCGCUGCUCUGGCUGUUACCAGCAGACUGGAGGAGGACAACGAGGCAAAGCAGAGCGGCAUUAUUGUCGACACACCCGGAAGCAUCAACCAGCCAAAGGGCAAUUACGACCUCCUCAUGCACAUCAUUUCAGAAUUCAGCAUCAACGUCGUUCUCACACUGGGCUCCGAGAGGCUUUACAACGACCUGUUACGCAAGUUUGCCAGCCCCAAGAGCUCGGAUGAUGUGGUGCACGUCUUUCGCAUAUCAAAGUCAGGCGGCGCAGUAGCAAGGGACGAGGGGCUCAUGCGUCAAGCUCGACAGCAACAGAUCAAGAACUACUUUUUCGGUGACAGCAGAACGUCACUGAACCCACACGGCCAAUGGUGGGACUUUGGCGACUUGACCAUCUACAAGGCGGUCGACACUACAGCAUCGCAGGCCCAAUCGUCUUUCUUGCCUGGCAUGGAUUACGACGACGAAUCGGCGUCUGGACAAGGUCCGGUAACAUGGCUGGAGAGAGUGACAGCAAGUCAAGGCAUGGUCAACGCAAUCUUGUCUGUCAAGUUCUGCUCAGGGAACUCGUCUCUGGACAGCGUGCGCGACAGCUGUGUCAUGGGAUUCGUAUACGUAGCCGAGGUGGACGAGACCAGGAAAAAGGUCCGCUUCCUGGCACCGCAUCCGAGCAGGUGGGGCGAUCGAGCAUUGGUUUGGGGCAACUGGCCCGAGGGCGUAGGCGACUUGGUUGCAUAG
This is a messenger RNA of Aureobasidium namibiae CBS 147.97, 1431 nucleotides long. RefSeq names its product Clp1-domain-containing protein. Gene Ontology annotation, biological process: tRNA splicing, via endonucleolytic cleavage and ligation. The coding region runs from base 1 to 1431 and encodes 476 amino acids. The transcript has a single exon. The record is from RefSeq and is a predicted model, not a curated record. Lineage: Eukaryota; Fungi; Ascomycota; Dothideomycetes; Dothideales; Saccotheciaceae. Gene Ontology annotation, cellular component: mRNA cleavage factor complex; nucleus. Gene Ontology annotation, molecular function: polynucleotide 5'-hydroxyl-kinase activity.